AUGGCCGAAAGCACUUUUCCUCCCGGGGGAAAUCAACCCCUUCGCGUGGGCACCAAAGACGACAACAAGCCCGCCAGCACUUUCCACAAGAUCGCGGAGGACGAGGAGUACGAGGUGACGUCACCAACCGAUCCGACUUUUCGCACCGCCAACGCCCCCGCCGCCGCCUCGUCCUCGACUGGCAACAGCUUGUUCGCAGGUGGUGGUUUUGGUGAAAAUGGAGGUGCCAUCCGUUUCAAUACCCGAAGCCCAUUUGACGAUGGUUCGCGCGAGGAAGAUGAGGCUGCCGACGACUUCCCGCCAGGCGACAUCCGCCCAACCGGGGUCCCCAACCCUGGCCUCCCCAGCAACUAUGCCUUGGGACGGAGGACAUCGGUGUCCGCAGAGUCGUUGAAUCCCACCUCGGCUGGCUCGGACAGCUGGGCGCCGCCGCAUCACCCCAAGUCUGAUGAGCAAAUUGCGCGCUUGAAGACCGCCGUUAGCAACAACUUCCUUUUCGCCCAUCUGGACGACGAUCAGUUCAAGACCGUGCUUGAUGCGCUGGUGGAGAAGCCCAUUCCCGCCAAAGACAUCAAAGUGAUUUCGCAGGGUGAUGCGGGAGACUACUUCUACAUCGUCGAAGACGGCCAUUUUGACGUCCUCAUCCACCCUUCGGGCUCGGUGCAACCGGGUCCGGACGGCAUGGGAAACAAAGUCAGCACCAUCGGCCCUGGUGGCUCAUUCGGAGAGCUGGCUCUCAUGUAUAAUGCUCCUCGUGCUGCGACCGUGGUGUCGGUGGACCCGAAGAGCACCCUCUGGGCUCUGGACCGCAUCACUUUCCGCCGCAUUCUGAUGGAUUCGGCCUUCCAGCGUCGUCGUAUGUACGAGGCUUUCCUGGAGGAAGUGCCCCUGCUGUCUAGCCUUAAGCCCUACGAGCGGUCGAAGAUUGCCGAUGCGCUGGACGCCAGCAAAUACCCGGCCGGGUCCACCAUCAUCAACGAGGGCGAUCCCGGUGAUGCCUUCUACCUGCUUGAAGCCGGUGAGGCGGAUGCCUUCAAGAAGGACUUGGACGGACCUGUCAAGUCCUAUAAGCGCGGAGAUUACUUCGGUGAAUUGGCGCUUCUGGACGACAAGCCCCGUGCUGCCAGCAUUGUUGCUCGCUCGGAAGUCAAGGUUGCUCGGCUGGGCCGUGACGGGUUCAAGCGGUUACUGGGGCCUGUGGAGGAUAUCAUGAGACGGGCCGAGUAUGAGUCGAAGCCAAACCAAUCAUGA
Molecule: messenger RNA, 1251 nt
Organism: Aspergillus homomorphus CBS 101889
Lineage: Eukaryota; Fungi; Ascomycota; Eurotiomycetes; Eurotiales; Aspergillaceae
Product: cyclic nucleotide-binding domain-containing protein
Exons: 1
Coding region: 1-1251 (416 amino acids)
Biological process (GO): regulation of protein phosphorylation
Cellular component (GO): nucleus; cAMP-dependent protein kinase complex
Molecular function (GO): cAMP-dependent protein kinase regulator activity
Source: RefSeq, a predicted model, not a curated record